AUGUGUAAUUGUGACUCUGGUGAAGAUGCGACUGAUGAGGGCAUUAACCCCUAUGCUCAACUGCUUCCUGUCACAGGCUUGUUCCUCGGUGGAACCACGAAAGCAUCAUCGAUUGAAGUCGAAAUUGGCCCACUGAUUUGCAAUCGACGGGUCUCGUUUGAAUCGGUGACGUUCUCGGACAGAAACGCUCGUAUAAGUGGCAUCCGAUCGCUGACGUCCAGAACUUUCGACCUUAUGCUUCAAGCCAAAUUCAGUCAUCUUCACAUGAGUUUGUUCACUUGGGAAAGUGCCGACUCGCUCCACUGGCUCCACCUCUACAUUCAAGAUGGUAAAAUUGUGGGUGAAAUAGUGAAUGGAGGCGAAACAGCCCAAGUAGUUACCGAUUCCAUCUACAACGACGGACGAUGGCAUACGAUCUACUGGGAGGCGGACACUCAUGGAAUGAGGCUGCGAGUCGAUGGCAGGACAUCCGAAACUAAUGCUACACUCAUAUUGCCCAACGCUCAUCAGUGGACAAUAGGUUCACGAACAGAACGUGGAUCAUCGGGUUUUGCUGGCGUUAUACGAAGUGUCCAUCUAUGUGGAGAAGAGCUGACGUUGAGCUCGAUUGUCAGAAAAGACUAUGAUAAAGGUGUUCAUAUUGGCGAAGAGGGAUACUGCCGUGUGGGUCUGUGCAAGAAUGGAGGUGUUUGCGUUGAUAAAUACGAUGGCUACACCUGUGACUGCACACAAACUCCAUUUGGAGGCAGUGACUGUAAUAAAGAAUACAGCAUGUUCGUUCCGGCUGGUUCCUUCCUGCAGAUUCCGUGGCAGAAUCCAGCUCAUACUAAUAACUGCCAUCAGAUUGCCAUCCAGACCAGCGUCACCAACGUCUCGCUGGUCAAAUCGAAGAGCUCCUUUGCUGAGUCAACCUUCAACAUGUCCAUCACUCCGCAAGAAUUGAUGGAAGACCGAUCAAUACCACUUCGAAGAAUGGCACGAUUCUUCCAGAACUUCAACGUUUGGACAUUCAUGGACAAAACGAUUAUCGGAUUUGGCGGUGGCCGGCCUGUUGGCGUUGCUGCUCGCGAUUCUUGUGUGCUACAUGAGAUCUCGUCCAGAAGGCGUGUACAAAACGAACGAAGGUGA
This is a messenger RNA of Cooperia oncophora, 1128 nucleotides long. The record is from the annotation of a GenBank genome assembly. NCBI's taxonomy places the organism in Eukaryota, Metazoa, Nematoda, Chromadorea, Rhabditida, Trichostrongylidae.